Molecule: messenger RNA, 4910 nt
Organism: Polypterus senegalus (gray bichir)
Lineage: Eukaryota; Metazoa; Chordata; Cladistia; Polypteriformes; Polypteridae
Product: coiled-coil and C2 domain-containing protein 2A-like
Exons: 35
Coding region: 1-4746 (1581 amino acids)
Biological process (GO): non-motile cilium assembly; protein localization to ciliary transition zone
Cellular component (GO): ciliary transition zone
Source: RefSeq, a predicted model, not a curated record
AUGGAGUUCACCGAAGAGGCAGUUGUCCUGCCAGCUCAGGUUUCAAGUGAAAUUCCAAGUACAUCCAUUGAAGGCCAGAGAGCUUUGCCUCCAUGUCCUGCAUCUCACUUAUGGACGAGUGCUGCUGAGUAUAUCGUCAGGGAACGUAUGAGGGAGAAAUUGAAGGCUGGAAGGACUAAAGCAAAAACCACAGGGCAGCAAGAACCACAGACCAGUCCAUCAGACCGAGAGCCUUUUGCACUGGAUGAUCUUGAGUUUAGAAGAGGCGAUGAAAAAGUUUCCAGUAGAAGCAGAGUCAAACGCCAAGACUCCAUGCCCUGGAGAAAAAAGAUUCAGCAUGAUGUUCCCACGUCUCAGGAAGCCUACAACUUCUUUGCAUUUAGCUUCUUCCCUGAACCUCUAGACAUGGUCACACAUGUAUACAUGAGAAGGAGUUCUGAGCAUGAAACGUGUGAAGAAGAACCCAGUGGGCCAGAUGAUGAGCAGGAGCAGAAAGAGAAGGAGGAGGAGGAAGAGAAAGAAGAGGAGGAAGCAGGGCAAGAAAUGGAAGAUCCCUCUCUACUGAAACUGGAAGAUAGGCAUUUAUUUAUCAUUGAUAAAGUAGUCCCAGAUUUGCUUGAAGUUAAACCUGCUGAAUUUCUCGAUUACCAAAAGAGAUGCGAAAAAGAGAAAAGUUUGCUGUUCACACCAAGUUCUGUGAGAGUGCCUGUAUCCUUGAAGGUCCCUGAGAACCUGCAGCCACGCUAUUUAGAGGAAGAAGGGCUGUAUGUCGGAGAGCGUCCUGAUGUUUCCCUCACUAAUCAGAAUAUCCUUGAGAACAGACUACUCCAGCAAGAAGAGGGUAUGAAAUGGUUUGGCGAUGACGGGCAGGUGAUUGCUUUGCCCAAUCCCAUCAGAGAGUACAGUACAAGGCUUCCAUUUCUUUCACCACUUGAACAUAUCGAUCCUGCUCUAGAAACAGUGAACAGGAAGACAGCCAAAUCGAAACCUACCAGAUACUAUACACUUGGCAUGGCCGACCCACAUGGAGACAUGCAAUUGGACAUUGACAUACCAGGACUAAUGUUCACUCACCAUUCACUGUUCAGCCGUGAACAUGUCCUGGCAGACAGGCUGCUCCAAUCCUAUGAUCAUUUUUUGGUCAGAAAGCAGAAGAACCUUGUCAGCCAACUUAGAGAUAAGCUUCAUGCUAUAAGGACUGCUGUACAGAACAUUUCAGAAUUGUAUAAUGGCUCAUCCUUACCCCCCACAAUACAGCGCAGAGUGGAUGAGUACAAAGCUGAAAUCAGGUAUACAAGAAAGUUGCUCAAUUCAGAAUUGGAAAAAGAUCAAACUUUACUGAAAAGCAUGAUACAUGUGUGGAAAAACAUCAAAGCAUUGCGGGAUUUGCAAAAAUUUACAAACACUCCCCUGAAACUUCUCCUGAGAAGAGAGGAAGUAGACAAGAUCAAAGAAGAACAAAUGUAUGAGUCUGAAAUCCAGGCUGAGGCAUCUGAGUUAAUGGAAGAGUAUGAAGAAGAAUAUCAAAAGAAGCUUGCAGAUUUCAAGGCAAAGUAUGCAGAAUGGAAAGCCUGGAAGAAGAAACAAAAAUCAAGAAAAAAAAUGAAGCAGGAACAGGGAGAAGAAGGUAAGGAGCAAGAGGAAGAACACGACCAGGAACAAGGGAUAAACCUGGAAAGACCAAAAAGGCCUGAACCAGUGGAUCAAAACACUUUAGUGCAGCAGAUCCGUAAAAGAGUGUACGCCAUUCGUAAAAAACCUGGAGAGCCUCUGCUGAUACCUGAACUGACCUCUGUGGGGACCAUCACUGCCACCGAGCUCUGCCCAAGGAGUGAGGUGCUGAGAAGAGAAGAUAUGCUUAAGCGCUCAUUCUUCAUCAAAAUUAUUUUUAAUAAUAAAGUGGUUUCUCAGACAACAAGUCGUUCAUUGAAUUCCGAUUUCAGAGUCCACUUUGGUCAGAUAUUUAAUCUGAAGAUAUAUAACCAGCCAGAAAGUCUAAAGUUUCAGGUGUUUGAGACAAUGGGGUUAUUUCCCCAAAUGAUAGCUGAGGUGUUUAUACCAAUUCCUGAGACAACCCUUACUACAGGCAGUGCUCCAUUUGAAGACUACGAGUUCAGCAGCUACCAAAGAGUCUUGUUUGAUCACGGAGGAGUUGGCAGCGAUGUACCAUUUUCAUUUGAAGCAGAUGGCAGCAAUAAAGUCAUACUCUUAACUUCAGGAAAGGUAUCCUGUAGUGUGUCUUGGGCAGUGGGAGAGACUAGUGGAGAAAUGAAUCUACAACAAAGCACUGGAGUUCAGAGCACUUUGAAGAAGCAUGAUAUAAUUUCAUCUGUUCGAGUUUCUGCUUUACGUGACAUGAAAAUGCUGUCAAAAUGGGCCUUAGAGUCGAGACUGGACCCAAAUGACCCAAAUAACACCAAACUAUUGCAGAUACUAAAGUUUGCCACGACUGGAGAGGUGCAGAUCCCUAAUUUCUUUAGACUGGAAGAACUGCAAGAGGAGUUUAAGUUUCUCAAAGAUAAAGAAUUUCAAAAAUCAAAGAGGUUUAAGCUGCUGGAGCUACGGAAUCGCGAGGUAGCUGAGUUUCGGAAUUAUAAGCUAAUUCCCAUCAUGGAAAGGGAAAUCCCAGAUAAGCUCCUGCAGGAAUAUGAGGACAGGCUCAAAGAAAUUGUUGUCAUCGAUGCAAAGACUCAACUAGAUGCGCGUAGAACUCUGGCAUCAAACUAUUUACAAAAGGUUAGGGAAACUGUUAUGACUCGAUUCCUAAUUGCAAAGCAUCAUCAUAACCUCUGGGACAUUGUUGUGGAAGAGGAAAUUCCGAGUCUUGCACUUUUGGGAAUAAGUUUUUUCACUCUCUUAGAACCCAAAAGACCAUUAAAACCAACUAGGAAGGAAAGGAAGAAGGUUACUGCUCAGAAUCUUUCAGAUGGGGAUAUAAAAAUUCUGGUCAACGUAGUUCGUGCUUAUGAUAUUCCAAUUCGGAGACCUAUUGUGAGCAAAACAUUGGUUGUCUCCAAGUCUGCCAGGACUGGCACUGAAAUCUUUGCACCUGGACAGCCAUCUCAAAGUGCAUCCCACGCUAGUGGCCAUGGCUGGCAGUUCAAUCAGGUUCUAGUUCGUCCGUUUGUUGAAGUUACAUUUCAACACGCAGUGCAAAAUACAUCAGCAGCAGAAGGGCCAAAUCCAAACUGGAAUGAGGAACUGGAACUUCCAUUUAGAGCUCCCAGAGGCAAUUAUAGCACUUCUAGUCUGCAGUCAGUGAAGGAUAAUCUUUUUGUCAAUGUGUUUGACGAACUUGUAUUUGACAUGUUAGAGGAUGACCGAGAACGGGGAACUGGGAUUCAUACUAGAACUGAAAGACACUGGCUUGGCUCUGUCAGGAUUCCUUUCACCACCAUUUAUUUUCAGUCUCAGAUUGAUGGGACUUUUAAAAUUGACUGUCCUCCUGUUCUCCUUGGCUACGUUAAGUAUUAUGGGAUAGGAAGUGAUGGAGGUUAUGAUGCAGUGAGGAAUCUAAGUAAUGGCUCCUACAUCACACUUUUCAUUACGGUCGAACCUCAGCUAGCCAUAGCUGAAGCAGUGAGGGAAAAGCGAAAAUCUCACUGUUUUCUUUUUUUAAAGUUUGAUAGUGAUGAAGAUGAGAAGCUUCUGCAAGCAGCUGAGAAGUUCCACAAACGGGCUUUACUCAAGUUUCCUACACGCAGAUGCCUUACUAGUGUAACCGACAUACACGGCAAAACCGUCUUCAUCUCUAGAUAUGUAAGGCCUCUGGAUCCUCCAGCAGAGCUGCUUGAAACAUCUCUCAACAACCCCCAGGCAACUGCUGAAUUGGUGGCUUACUUUGUUUCUCUUAUCCCAUCCUUACCGGACAGUGUGUCUUUUGCUGGAAUCUGUGAUUUGUGGUGCACCUGUGAUCAAUUUCUGCAUUUGUUGGCGGGUGAUGAAGAAGAACAUGCAGUUUUGCUGUGCAAUUACUUUUUGGCAAUGGGAAAGAAUGCUUGGCUCAUAAUUGGAAAUGCCAUUCCAGAAGGACCAACUGUUUAUGUACUGACGUAUGAGCAGAAUAAGUUUAUUAUUUGGAACCCCAGCAGAGGACAGUUUUACAGCCAGUAUGAAACCUUCUGCCCAUUGCAAAGUGUGGGUUGCCUAGUGAAUGCAGACAAUGUCUGGUUUAACAUUCAGCAGUAUGACAGCCCAAUGAGAAUGAACUUUGAUGUAAGCAAGUCUAAGUUUUGGAAGCCCUUCUUCACAAAGAGUGGAUCCCAUCCAAACCUUUGCAGUAUCCAGCCUGAAGAAUUAAUUUAUUACCCCACAGAUAAGACAGCAGUUGCUGAGCUACAAGACAGAAUAGAAAAGCUACUAAAAGAGAAGAUUACAGAAUGGAGACCAAGGCAUCCAACCCGCUGGAACAGAUACUGUUCGUCAUCUCUAAGACAGUUCUUACCCAUGCUGGAGAUGUCCAGAGGGAGAGACGUUGGAGAUGAGCACAGGCUGGAAUUGCAGAACCUGCUUGGUGAUUACAGAAUUUGUGGAUUUCCUAUGCACAUGCCAUUCUCUGACAUUGAACCCAUCGUUGAAGCCGUAUACAGUACUGGUGUUCACAAAAACGACAUUUUUAACUUGGAAUUUGCCCUAGCAGUAUAUAUUUGCCCAUAUCCAAAUAAUGUCCUCUCAGUCUGGAUAUAUGUGGCUUCACUGGUCAGUAAAAAAUACUUACAGAGUCAUAUGUCAGAAAGUUCCUAUUAAUGUUGAAGAGCAGUCUGUGCACUUGUUUACAGAACUGUGCUCCAUACCAUUGUCAAAAAAUAACCUGCACGGAAGUGUUGUGUGACAUGUUGUGCACUUGCAGGCCGUUCAUCUUACAGACCUGCUUGGCACUGCCUAAAGAAGGAUGGUGUCAUCAUCACACA